This is a messenger RNA of Saprolegnia parasitica CBS 223.65, 279 nucleotides long. RefSeq lists its product as hypothetical. The transcript has a single exon. The record is from RefSeq and is a predicted model, not a curated record. Lineage: Eukaryota; Oomycota; Saprolegniomycetes; Saprolegniales; Saprolegniaceae. The annotation marks the transcript as partial.
AUGUCCCUGACCACGCCCCACAUCGUGUCGCUUGGCAUGUUCUCGUACUGGCCGACGGCCCUCCAGAAGACGGCCAACGCCGACACGGAGCGCGUCUCCGUGCCCGACACGCUCUACCAGCGCCUCGUCUCGAAGGACCGGCGCGAAGAGCGGGCCUUUGGCUUCAUCCGCGAGAGCUACCGCGCGUGGCGGCUCACAGGCAUGGAGGCGCGCAAGGUCGUCUCCGUUGCGACGGCGCCCGAGCCCAUGAAGGCCGACACGCCGACCAACGACGACCUU